Molecule: messenger RNA, 222 nt
Organism: Babjeviella inositovora NRRL Y-12698
Lineage: Eukaryota; Fungi; Ascomycota; Pichiomycetes; Serinales
Exons: 2
Coding region: 1-222 (73 amino acids)
Source: RefSeq, a predicted model, not a curated record
AUGAUCCUUGGAGUACUUUUCAUCUAUGAGGUGGUGGUUAUGGUACCGAUUCAUUUAGCAGACUGCCAGCAUGAGGUGGUGGACGGCAACGGGAUUGUCGUCCUUGCCGAGGUUGGUGGGGACCGUCUGGGCCCUGCCGUCGAGAUAGAUGACGCGGCAAUCAUCAAGGAACUUUCCCCGUUAGGCUUUGAGGUUGAAAAGUGCAAUGCAACACUUACAUAA